Molecule: messenger RNA, 1720 nt
Organism: Spizellomyces punctatus DAOM BR117
Lineage: Eukaryota; Fungi; Chytridiomycota; Chytridiomycetes; Spizellomycetales; Spizellomycetaceae
Exons: 11
Coding region: 112-1578 (488 amino acids)
Biological process (GO): attachment of mitotic spindle microtubules to kinetochore; protein localization to kinetochore; kinetochore assembly
Cellular component (GO): kinetochore
Source: RefSeq, a predicted model, not a curated record
GUUAAAAGCAACUUUAAUGGGUGGUAGAUUCAGAGUUAAAGUUUUAUGAGGCUUGAAAGGCGUCUUGUUGUCCGAUGAAUUCGGACCUCGAGCGCGACGCGAUCGCAAGCCAUGUUUGCUCGUCCAGCUGCCUUACGACUCUACGAAGGAUCCACAAUGCUUUCAGCAACCACCCAAUCAACGCCAGAAGAAACGUUUGAAUCUCUUCUCAAAUUUAGCACCGACGUCCCAACCACCUCGUUGUGGUUUCAACAGCUCCGGCAACACUGGAUAGCUAAAUAUGAAGAGCCCGAUACGGACGCUGAGAUUGCCUUAGGAAAGGGGACAACGUUUCCGGACAAUGAUCGAACGGAACGAUUGGAUAUUCCAGCGCUCUUGAGGAGCCAACCCAAAAACGUGGAAGCCGAGUUUAGGUUUCACGAGGAACUAUUCAAAAAGCUAAAAUUCACGUAUGUGGAGCAGAAAGCAAAAGAAGGUUUUCUGAAGCGAGUGUUGGAUAUUCCCCCCAAAUUCCCAACCGAUCACGAGAUUGAAGAGAUGGAGACCCGAUCCGCAGAAAAAAAAAAUCUGUUGCGUGCCAAGAAAGCAGCAGUAAGGAACAUGCGAGAGGAAGUCGAUAGGCUAAUUGAAUCUGUUUAUCAUGGUCACGCUGCCCUCUUGGAACAAUCUCAAAUGGCGACACAACUAUAUGACGAGUACAAGCAGAUGGAUGCAGAACUACAGGAGUUGAACUCUAGACAAAAUCCACGAACUAUAACAAUAGAAGAACACGAGAGGGCCGUUGAAGAGCAGGCAGCAGCAAUCGCGGAACUCGAGGAGCAAGUUAAUCACUGGAGGUCAACUCUUGAAUACCGUCAAUCCAAAACCAAAGCCGUGGUAGAGGAGGUUGCCAACCUGACACCGAAACGCGCCGAAGCGGAAGCAUGCGCGGCUGAAGCCUUAAGAAUAUCCAAAUCGAAGGAUCCGAAACUGGAGGAGCUGGGGAUAUGGUACAAGGAGCAGAUUCGUUUAUUGAAACAGCUACAAGGAUUGAAGGACAUCCGACAUCCAAGUAGUUCCCAGGUAGAAAUAGUGUAUGACCUGGAUGGGGUAUCAACAUGUACGUUGAUGCUGAGUUUCAAGCGGGAUGCAAAGUCAUUGAGUGGGUGGGUUUUGGAUGCAAAGUUCGCAGAUAUACCCUACCCCUGCCCCAUUGCUGAUCUCCUCCAUACUGCCAACACAUAUUUCACCUCCCUUGACGACAUGCUUUCAUUAUUCACUCGUGAGAUCCCACUCCGGGUUCGUAACCUUGUCCAAAGAGAAAAAGAAGUCGAGGAUGUGUGUGCAGAAUAUGAGGGAGCAUCUUAUGACCCUGAAGCACGGGAAUUGAUCGUGCAUAUUGAUGCUACGGGGAGGAUAUUUGUUAUUAGAAUAGGACAUGGAUAUCCGCGGGAUGGUGGGAGCGCUCUGGAAGUUGUUGGAGUUGAACCAAGAAUGAUGGAAGUUGAGGAGACGGAAGACGAGCUGGCUGGGUGGAAGACAAAAAUCGAGAAAAACGAAAUCGCAAAGUUGAAAGAUUUGGUUGCCAUUUUGGAAUAAACAUCUGUCGACCAUUCCUUGCAUUUUCUUGUCAUAAUUUUCUCGUCCAAGUGUGGAGCGCCACGCAUAUUGCACGAUCAUUUGUGAUGGUUGAACAGAUUAUGCAUUAUCAACAUUUAAUAACUCUACUAUAUACAUGAUU